CACCCCCAAGUAUAAACCACGCCCCGCCACCCUCCCCCACCCACCCGUCGCCUGCAACUGCAACCCAUUUCUCCCCGAGCCCCGACGCGUGCUGCACCCUCGUCGCCGCCGCCACUCCAGCUCGGCCCCCAUGGCUUCCCUCGCCGGAUCCGCCCUCUCCUUCGCGAGGCCCGUCAAGGCAAUCAACAUCAAGUCGGUCUCUUUCUCUGGUUUAAGGAAGGAUAAUGUUGCCUUCCGCCUGCAGCCAGUGCCACAAAGAUUUGCAGUCUGCUGUCCUGCUAAAAAGGAGACGGUGGAUCAGGUUUGUGAUAUUGUCAAGAAGCAGCUUGCACUCGCUGAUGACACUGAAGUUUCUGGCUCCUCCAAGUUCCAAGAUCUUGGUGCUGAUUCAUUGGACACUGUUGAGAUUGUUAUGGGCCUUGAGGAGGCUUUCGGGAUCAGUGUGGAGGAGUCGAGCGCGCAGUCAAUCGCAACCGUGGAAGAUGCUGCUAAUCUCAUCGAUGACCUUGUCGCCACUGGUGCAAAGUCGUCCUAAACUCGUGGUUGUAAUGAUUUGGGUGCUUAUACUGGCCCUGUACCAGGGCAUCCCUUGUUCUAUGCCCCUUUCCCUGCUAGAUUUUACCCUGGAGAGCUGUUUCUUUGUCAUGACUAUCACUGUGGAUCUCGCGAUAUUAUUGUAUUGAAGCAUUUGCACUUGUUCAAGCAAAAUUUUGUUGUGUCUAUAAUUGAA
Setaria italica (foxtail millet) is the source of this 730-nucleotide messenger RNA. RefSeq names its product acyl carrier protein 2, chloroplastic. Gene Ontology annotation, biological process: fatty acid biosynthetic process. The transcript has 4 exons. Gene Ontology annotation, molecular function: acyl carrier activity; phosphopantetheine binding. NCBI's taxonomy places the organism in Eukaryota, Viridiplantae, Streptophyta, Magnoliopsida, Poales, Poaceae. Bases 131 to 535 code for a protein of 134 amino acids. The record is from RefSeq and is a predicted model, not a curated record.